AUGGGGCUUGGAUACAAGGAGGACAUGGGGCAGGCGAAGCCCAGGAAGCCCAGGGGCCAGAAGAAGAAGGCAGCUGCCAAGACGGGGGUGGCAGAUGGCACGAUGCAGGCUGUAGUCCCGGCCGGGAAGGCCGAGCUCGUGUUGGUGGCCAAGGCCAUGCACCGUGACCACUUUGGCAAGCACGUCGAGGAGCUCUUCCACCUGGAGAAGGAGGCAGCCCUCAAGGCCCUGCGGACAGGGAGGUGGCGCGGGCUUGUGUCUCACCUUGUGUCUCUCCAGGCUGAGACAACGUUUGCGCCCCGCUGCGGCAGGACGGGCGAGAGCUGGGAGCCUGCUGACGUCGCUGCUGUGCCCUUCCUACCCCCCAAUGCGAGCUCCUGGGUCCCCUCACUCAUGCCUCAGGACAUCCUUUACCGUGGGGUCCUUCGCAGGAAACUCCGGUCAGGCAAGUCUGGAGCUGCCCUCGACUUCACCAAGCAGCUGGGCCACUUCUUUGUGGAUCACCCAGAAGAUGCGUUUGGCUCCCUGGGGCAGCUGCUGCACAAGAACUUCUACCUGGGCAACUCCAAGCUGAGGAGAAAGGCCCGAGACACUACCAUCCGGAUGACAUCCCUCAUUGAGGAAAUCAACCGGCUGAAGGCCAGGCACGACGCCGCCUCCCCGGGGGGGGCGCUGGCCUGGCUGCCCCCCGAAGACGCAGGCACACGCAUGGGCUGUCUGGUGUACCCUGGAGGACAGGCCAUGAACCACCUCUAUUUCCAGGAUGUGGUGCUGGGUGAGGUGCCCCGCACCCGGGGCUCCCCAGCGCAGUUUGAACUCAACGGACGCAUCCGGCAGGUGGCUGCCACCCAGAUGGACGGGGAAGGUUUUGUUGGUGUCCGCUCAGACUAUCACUGCGGUGUUUGGAGGGUGCGGAGCAGGACAGGCGCUGCCCCUACCCCGCUGCAGGUCAUCCGCACCAACGUGCCUGCCUCCUGCCUCACGGUCAGCCCUCAUCUCCCCGGGGAGCUGGCUGUCUGCACGCAGAGCGGAGCUGUCUACCUCUGGAGCGUGGAGACGGGGCUGCAUCAGCUCCGCCGGGACCCCGAGACCAUGUUUUUCCGGGACCAUUCACCCUGGCGCUGGAGCGAGUUCACUGCCCACCCGCGGGUGCUGAGCUGUGCUGACCGCACCGCCUGUCUGGACGUGGGUGGCAAGAGAGGGCCUCCCACCGCUGCGUGCUCAUGGCAUCCUGCUUCGCUUUUCCAGGCACCUGGGAGAUGCCACUUUGAUUUCUUCAAGGUGGGUGAGGAAGCCGGGUGUCAGCAGGGCGAGCGCGUGGUGCUGCCCAUGUACCUGGGCAGGGCCCACCCCUCCCAGCACCUUGUUGCCACCCAGUUUGCAGUGUACGUGAUGGACGAGCGCUUGCCGCUGGUGCCCAUGCUGAAGUGGGCACAUAUGAUGAAGGACCCCCCGCUGUUUGUCCACGUGGUGCCAGGGGGCCCCGGCAGGAGCCACAAGGUGCUGCUUGGCGCGCCUCACACCCAGGAGCUGUUGCUGCUGCAAUACACAGGGGGCAGCAAGUCGGCCUGCCAGCUUGCCGGGUCUCCGCAGAAGCUGCACAGCAUCUCUGGGCUAGCGGCAGUGCAGCAGGCGCAAGGACCUUGGGAGUCCCUGCUGGUUUUCCAGCUCUCCGAGGCUGGGGACAUCUUCUACCAAACCCUGACGCAUGACGCAGCGCAGCCCAGGGCUCCCAGCCGUGGGGACAAGGAUGCGGCAGUCCCCAGCGCUUCCCCUGUGCUGGAGGCUCCGUUGGGCAGCGCGCCCGGCUCUGGUGGCGAGGAGGAGGAGGAGACCUUCUACUUGUCCAACCUGGAGGUGAUUGUCAACGAGGAGGAAGAGGACGUGGGCACACCAGCAGCUCCAGAGGAAGCCCAGCAGCAGGAGGAGCUCCGUGCCAGCCCCCAUCCCUCGCCGAUUGUGCCCAGCCCGGCCGCCACCGCGCGGUACCGCCGCUGGCUGAAGGCGCUUUUCAGGGACUGUCGGCACCUGCCUCAGCAUGCUGGGGCCCGGGGGGCCCCCACCACCAGGUGGUGGUUGCUGCUCCGGAGCAGGGAGGUCAGAAACACAAGAGUUGCUCCUUCUCCUGACCUCAUCGAAGACGCAACUGUCUGCGGAGCUGUGCACUUGGACCACGGUGCAGCGUUUCCCUCCACGGGCUCCACUGGGGAUGUGGGGACGUGUGGUGCCACCUGA
Struthio camelus australis is the source of this 2235-nucleotide messenger RNA. NCBI's taxonomy places the organism in Eukaryota, Metazoa, Chordata, Aves, Struthioniformes, Struthionidae. The record is from RefSeq and is a predicted model, not a curated record.